Messenger RNA from Clunio marinus, 423 nucleotides. NCBI's taxonomy places the organism in Eukaryota, Metazoa, Arthropoda, Insecta, Diptera, Chironomidae. The record is from the annotation of a GenBank genome assembly.
AUGAGAAAAAAAAGGAAAAGGAAGAAGGGAGAUACAACACUGAAAAGCCAGACGAAAACUGCAGUACUGUGUAGAAGUGAACAAACAGAUGAAAGUUGCGAGCCUCAUUUAGUUGUACAAUGGCAAAUUCAGUUUUUUCUUUUUUUGGUUGCUAUGAUGCUCUUCGUGUUGUUGCUGUUAUUUCAUGUAGCUGUGCCAAUACACACUAUUCAGUUAAAGCUCAACUACAUCGGAUUGAAUUCUACUUCUUCUUCACUCCCUCUUGCACUCACUGUACAUUAUUUUUAUGUAUGUAAACUGGGAAAUGGUGCUCUAUGCCAAGAUCCAAGCAAGGUUGAUAGGAUUGGAUUGUCAGUUAUAAAAUUUUAUUUGAUCGCGACACUUCGAUCUGAAAGGACUUCAACUAAAACUAAAACUUGUUAA